Molecule: messenger RNA, 997 nt
Organism: Stereum hirsutum FP-91666 SS1
Lineage: Eukaryota; Fungi; Basidiomycota; Agaricomycetes; Russulales; Stereaceae
Product: glutathione S-transferase-like protein
Exons: 4
Coding region: 88-870 (260 amino acids)
Cellular component (GO): cytoplasm
Source: RefSeq, a predicted model, not a curated record
GCGGGAGGCCGUCUCGCAUAUAUAAAGCCAUCCGGGCACCUUGUAUCCUCUCCAUAAAGCUCCAACAUCACUCUCUUGGUCCUGAUAAUGUCUCGAGUCCCCGACGCUCAGAUUUUCCCUCAUGCCACUGGAAACGCGGCGAAGACCGUUGAACAGCAUAGCGCACCUCAGGACCUAGUUUUCUGGGCUGGAUGGUUCUGCCCUUAUGUUCAACGGAGUUGGAUCGUUCUCGAGGAGAAGGGUAUCCCGUAUCAGUACAAAGAAGUGAACCCCUACAACAAAGAGAAGCACUUCCUUGACAUCAACCCCAAGGGCCUCGUCCCUGCGCUGGAAUUCAAGGGACAACCCCUAUACGAGUCCCUCAUCAUCAACGAAUUCCUUGAGGAUAACUAUCCCACACACGGCAAACACCUCCUUCCAGAUGACACUUUCGCCCGCGCGCAAGCUCGCCUGUGGAUUGAUCACAUCAACAAAGUCAUCGUCCCCGCCUACAUGCGCCUCAUCCAGUCACAGCCAUCUUCCGAGCCCGAGAAAGUACAGGCGGCAUUGGAAGAGCUGAUCAAGGGACAGAAGACUCUGGCAGAAAAGGUGAAGGGACCCUAUUUCUUUGGCGAUGAGUGGAGCUUGGUGGAUGCGGCGUUGGCACCGUGGAUGACUAGGGACUAUGUGGUAAGGGAACACAGGGGUUAUGAGAGAAGCUUGGCGGGGGAGAAGUGGGAGAAAUACGCGGAGGCGCUGGAGACGAGAGACAGUGUUGUGAAGACAUGCAGUGAGCGUCAAUAUCUGAACGAGAUCUAUGGAAGAUACUUGCGCAACGAGGCGCAGAGUGAGGCUGCAAAGGCGAUUAGGGCGGGUAGGGCCAUUCCUUGAGCGGAGCUCUACAAUUGUAUUCAUACCAAAUUCUCUUGUAUUCUUCAAAAUCGCCUCAUGUAUAUGUAUACACUCUCCACUCAAGAAUUACACGGAAAAUCAACGAGCACAAGCAGAGGUGUUCAUC